AUGUCUUCUUCACCAAAGAAAAUACGUUUAAAUAUUAUAAAAUAUAUAUUUCUAUUAUUACUCCACCAAGAAAACCUACACAAAUUAAAUAUAAAGUAUAAUUCCCAGAUUAUAGGCACCAAUGUAAGAAAAAAUAGAUCUCUAGUAAAAUAUGAAAAAUUAACAUCCCAAAAUGACAAAAUGUAUGAUACAAAAUUACCAAAAUUAAACAAAAAAAUAAAUAAACAUAAGGAUGAUUUCUUAUUAUUUAAUGAAAUUUUAGAUGAUGAAUUAAAACUAUAUGACAUAGAAAUAAACAAAUUCAAAGGAAGAAAUAAAGCUUAUACUUAUGAAAAUCAUUAUAAUAAUGAUGAAAUGGAAUCAAAUUAUAAAAAAAAAUUCAUUCAUGACAAAUAUAUAUUUUAUAAAAAUAUUAUUCCAUUUCUUAAAAAAAAUAAAAUAUUUUGCAAACGUUGUAUGAAAAAAGUCAGCAGAUCUCUAAAUAUGUUCAAGACAAAUUUUGCAUUUAUAUUCAGUGAAGCCAAUUCACCAAUGUCUUUAAGAGACUCCAUAAUUGUUGGAUCAUGUACAUCUUUACUUGCAUUUCUUUGUGCAAUAAUUGUUUGUGGAAUUGCAAUUGGAAUUUGCUAUCUACUUAGAUUUAUUGCUUUACAUAUCACUACAUUAAAUCCGGCAACAAUACCAAUAUUUAUAAUUCUUAUAUUUGCGAUUUUUGUAGUUGUGUAUCUUGUAAAAUCAAAGAAAAAAGAAAACGAAUUGAUGGACAGAUAA
This is a messenger RNA of Plasmodium adleri (nom. inval.), 771 nucleotides long. RefSeq names its product Plasmodium exported protein (hyp13), unknown function. The record is from RefSeq and is a predicted model, not a curated record. Bases 1 to 771 code for a protein of 256 amino acids. Lineage: Eukaryota; Apicomplexa; Aconoidasida; Haemosporida; Plasmodiidae. The transcript has 2 exons.